UUGAGUUGGAGAAGAUAAUAAGCGAUACAAUCCUCAAGAAGAAGUAUCAGCAACAAGUAAUGGUGUUUGUGGUUGGCUUUGAGAGUAAUGCCACAACAAGGGUCAAGCUUCUCAGUCAAAUCAAUGAAUUUUUCAAUUCAUACUCAAACAACUUGGAAGAAGAUUUGAAUGUUCCCACUCAUGACUCAGAAUUAGAAGAUUUGUCUAUUAGAGUGCAGGAGGCCUUAGAAACAGCAGACACUGCAUCUAAACGGCUUCAAGAGAUAAACCAGGAGAUGGUACGUUACGUAGUGGCUAUGGGAGGCGGAAAAGCUGCAUCUAAGAGUAAGAAAAAAUUAGAAAAAGCACUCAUGCAAGCCAAGGAAGAUAUUAUGAGCCUGACGGACAAACUUCUCGGGGCCCAAACAGAAAUUGAGGACAAGGAAGAUCAGAUGACCAAGUUGUACCGGCAGAUUGACAUGAAAACGCUAGAAAUUGAACGAUUCAAACAUGCUGCUGAACUUGCUAAGAAAAAUCUAAGUGAAGUGGAUGUACUGAAAGAGCAAUUAGAAGAGAAAGAAAAUGAGAUACAGCAGUUGAACCGUCAAAUCUCAGACCUUCAGUUGUCAUUGCAACAAAUUGAACACACACGAGAGCAUACUAUUGCCAAAUUAAAAGCAACCAAUGAACAACAGGAGUCAAAUCACAAACUGGCAAUCAACAAACUAGAGAACAAAUUGUCCGGAUCACAAGUGGUGUUAGAAGACACACGCAGAGAUUUGCAGAAACAGCAUGAACUUGAAAUUGAUAAACUUAACAAGGAACAUGAUGAGGAGGUUCAAAGAAUUACACAGGAAUAUACAGACAAGAUAGACCAAAUGGAGGAGAGUGCUGUAAACAGAGUUCGAAACUGGGCUUCAGAUUCAGAAGAUGAUCAAGAAUCGCUAGGAAUGAGUAGGCAGUCUACUAGCUUAAGUAAAAGACGUGGUUCCAGCAAACUAAAUCAAGCGGACUCAAGUAUUCAAUCAUCAUCUAUAAAGAAGGUGGCUUUAAAUUCAUCAACGCCAUCAACACCAAAAGAGGGCUCAUCAAAAUCAUUAUCUAUAAAAGAUUUAGAAGGUAGUAAGUCCUCAACUCCAAAAAGGAGCAUACGUACCAAGUCUAACUUGGAGCCAGUACAUGAAGUACCAUUUGAGGAGAAGUUUGCAUUGGAAGAUGAACAGAAGUGGGCUCAGGUGCCUCCUGAGCAGUUACCAUCAGCAUUUAAACACUACAGAGGAGAGAGUUUAAUGGUAAUCCGUGGGCUGUCAAAUGAACUAAAAUUAGUGAAAGAUGAUCAUCACAACAGAGUCAAAGCGCUUAGGUCACAAAUGAUUGACAGGCAACAAAAAUGGGAUUCUGAACGACAAGUACUGACUGUACAGGUGGAGCAAGCUCAAAGACUUCAACAUGAGGCAGAGAAAGAAGCCGAUGGGGCUAUGGCUCAAUUAGAAGACAUUAUUAACGAGCAGGCAAAGCUUGUUGAACAUGCUGAGAAAGCAGAAGCAGGGGAAGUGACAAUGUCUGUCAAAGUUCCACCUACAUCAACAAUGGUUCAGACAGAUGAUAAUUACAUUGCAGAUGCAGACCAUAAGGUUGCCAUUAGCAACAAUGUAUCAGGUGAUAAUGAAUCAAUUCCUCAAUUGAAUUCCAGGGAAUUGACUGCAGUUGAAUCCAUUCCAGUUUCUAAUUUAGCCACGGGCAAUGCUUCUGAAUUCGGGAGUGAACGUCCAUUUUCUGCUGCCAGCCAAAGAUCAAUGUAUGAAAAAUACAAAUCUGAGAUGGAGCAACGUAAAGCAGAGAUAGUAGAGCGUAGAUCCAAGGCCACUUCCAUGCAUGGCUCUUUACUAAGUACUAAAAAUAGUCGGCCAACAACUUCCACAACGACCCUUAGCAAUGCAGGUGUUCCAUUCUCAGUUAAUGGAGAGGAAGGUGAAUUAACCAAAGUGGACAUGGCAACAUCUCCUUAUGCAUUUUCUACCAGUAGUAAACACUCAAAGUUAUCGUCUGCAGCAAAAGAAAAUCCUAUAAUAUCUCACUACCUGAAAACCUAUGAUUUUAUCAAUGAAUUCAAAGAAACCUUGACACAGUUGUUUGCAGACAAAGAGAUUAUGUCUGCAUCAGAGCAGUUGUCAGAUUUAAAAAUGAUUUCGUUUUCUGAAGAGAAAAGCAUUCAGAAUCAGAUCCAAGAAAUGACGUCAUACAGUCAUCAGUUUUUGAAAGAAGCAGCUUACAUCAUUAACACUGUAUUCCACUCAGGCUAUGAGCCUGCUGUAUCUUCUCUUUUGUCAAGAGGUGACACUCGUAAGUCAAUUUUACUAAAGUCAAAAUCGGCUAGCAUGGAUACUGAAAAAAGUUCAAUAAACAUGGAGAGAGAACCCAGCAUGGUAACCACCGGAGGCGACGACCAAUUCCAGCAGUUAUUGCUUAUGAAUGAACAAUUGAAGAAAGAUAAUCAACAACAGAAAGAAGAGUAUGAAGAGAAACUUAAUCAUAAUACCGUUGUGAUGAUGGAAAUGCAAGACAUGAUUCAGGACUUGCAACGUGAACUUGCUGCCUUGAAUGCCUCGUCAAAAGCAAUGUCCUCAAGAGCAUCCAUGUACGAGGUUGAUCAAACUAUCAUUUUCUCACGACUCGACUUUGAAAGGAAUCAGAAGUCUCUCAAAAGGGCCGUUAAGAGUGACAGGAUAACACCUGAAAAAUACAAUGAAGUAGUGCAUACAAUGGAUGAAUAUGUCAAGAUCCCAAAACAGAGAUUGGCUCAUCUGGUCAAGAAGUACACCCACCAUACCAACAUGAAAGCUAUUGAAGAAAAUGUUCGCAAGAGUGGACAGCUUGAUGAUGAGGUGUUCCGUCUCUUAGAGAGAAUGGAAGCUCUGCAAAGCAAAAGAGCUCAGCGUUGGGGUGAAGACAUGGAUAAGAUGGCAGAACAAAGGCUUAUGCUUGCCAACCUGCUAAUGGAAACAUUGAGUUUGAUAGAAGAAGAAUCUGGAAUAUUUAUGAUCAAACCUAUACUCUCUUGGAAAGGAAGAGGCUGGGUUCCAUCAUAUCCACGAAGGCCAACCAGUAGGAGCAAUCAAGAAAGGUCGUCUGUAAACAGGACUAUCACCCCUGCAAGGAACAGCACUCCGUUUAAUGUUGCCCCCGCGCCAACACCAGCAUCCUUCCACACUCUCAUGAAGUCAGCCCGACCGCAUUCACAGGCAAGUGAAAUGGACAACAGAUUGCAAGGUGAUUUUGGUGUACCUGAAAGCAACAAAAAUGUAUCAGUGAAGGGUGAAACAGUUUCGCUGGUGGGCGACAGCGUUCAACCAAUGUGGGCCAUGUCAUCAUCUGUACCAAGGCCAGUUGGAGAUUCAAGUAGCAACUUGUCUUUAAUACACACGCCAAAGAUACUGGAACUUGACGUCAAUAGAUUGUUGAUUGGUCAAAACACUUUCAGUGCGGCUACCAAAGCGUUGAUGAUGAGCAAUGACCGUUUGACAAAUGCAGCUAAUGGCAGUGUCCGAUCCUAUGUGAGCGUGCCAAGACUUGCGAAAAGCCAAUCAGGCGAAUUAAGACACAGUCGUCCUAAUUCUACAGGAGCAUCUAGUGAACGAAAAAAAGUAGCUAUUCCUGAACCAAAAUCUGUCACACCACCUGCAACUCCUACAUUUAAUGCAAGUACCAGAAUCAGCAACAGCCGCUUAUCUCCAGUCCAACCCCUUCCCCCGAUUAAAGUUCCAUCUGAUGCCGAGAGACAAAAAGCUAUUACUGAAGAAAUUGAAGAUGAACUUAAAAGGCCAACAACUACAGAAUCCAACCAAGCACAUUCAAAGGUUAUAACCUAUCCAUCACCGCCAGAAUCCCCACCGGGCUCAUCAGUCCCACACUCAGUAUCACAGUCCCCAUACAGUGUAUGUGAUAUCAUUGAAGAACCAAGAGCGCCCACUCCGGGACACGUGACUAGAGUAACAACGAGAUCUGUGUCUCAAUCUACUACACGUAGCAUCACACCUGAGGGGCUGACUGUAAAAAGCUAAACCGAAAGCAACUAACAGCUGAUGACAGGUACAAGGGUUGUAAUUUGUAACCUUUCUGUUAAAACACAAUCUAUAUUUAAUUUUUCCUUAAAGAUGUUUUAUCCCGUUAAAAAU
Anneissia japonica is the source of this 4154-nucleotide messenger RNA. Its product is annotated as golgin subfamily A member 4-like. NCBI's taxonomy places the organism in Eukaryota, Metazoa, Echinodermata, Crinoidea, Comatulida, Comatulidae. The coding region runs from base 60 to 4040 and encodes 1326 amino acids. The transcript has 32 exons. The record is from RefSeq and is a predicted model, not a curated record.